AUGAAUUCGCAUAGGAAUGGAAAAGGAAUAUCAUUAAUUCUUCAUCGAAAACAAAAUUCAAAAUCAUAUUCAGAAUUUACUUGCGAAUCAUCUCCAACAAGUCCUAAAUCUAUAACUAAUUUCUUGUCACAUAACGGUCCGAUUGUUGAUUAUGUUAGAUGGCAAGAUGUUAGCGAGACAUCGACCAAGGCCACGGAACUGUUUUCAAGGAUGCACCAUGAAAUUAUAUUAACCAUUUUGAAAGAGUUGGAUUUUACUGAUAUUUUGGCCUUUUGUAUGGUAAAUAGAAGAUGUAGGUUACAUACUCAAGAUCCCUAUUUUUGGCAUUUUAUCCUAAAACGCGAUUGGAAAGAUUGGUUAGGAUUCGAAAAAGUUCUAAAACGUUACAAUAUAGAACCAGAAUUAACCGAAAAAUUCAAAUCUAUCGAUUACGAUACACUGAAUUUAAAACGAGCUUACAUGACAUUAGCAACCUUUAAAUACCCAAUGUCGGAAAGACGUGAUGAAUCAACGGAUGGCACCGGAAGUUGGUGGGACAAUGAAGAAUAUAAACUAAUUCCUUCCAAAGAAAGCGCAUUUGGUAGUGUUAUAAAACAAAGAACCAAAUUGUUUCAGCUUCAAGUUUGUCUUAAAUAUCCAUCGCGGGGAUGGUAUGACGUUGUGUGGAGAUUAAAAAUUGAUAAAUUAAUUGGAGAACCUGAAUUUGGAUUCUAUACUACCAUAGAUACGAUGGACCUUAAAACUCAAAAUACAUCUAGGCAAGUCUAUAAAUACAUAGCUCAAAAAUCUGAUUUCACUCGGGUUAUUGGCAAAGGAUGGUUUUGUUUCAUCUUACCCUACCCUAUCCUCAUCGAACCUUAUAAAUCCGUUCGAAAUAUUAAAGAUAUGAAUUUACGUAAAACUACCAAUUGUUUAUUCGAAUUUACCACUUUUAAUAAGAAUGCUCGAUGGGGACAUUCCUCAGAUAAUGGAUUUACGAUUGAUUAUGUAGCGUUGAGACCACAUGUUCAUUAUGACAUUCCUCGAGGAAAUCGGAUCAGUUCCGGGAGCACUAGUUCAAGAAGUAGUGGUAGCGCUAGUUCAAGAAGUAGUGGUAGCGCAAAAAAUGUCUCAAGGA
Molecule: messenger RNA, 1117 nt
Organism: Racocetra persica
Lineage: Eukaryota; Fungi; Glomeromycota; Glomeromycetes; Diversisporales; Gigasporaceae
Source: the annotation of a GenBank genome assembly